AUGGAACCACCACCACCCCCUCCUCCCUCAGCUACGGGAGCAGUCUCCCUCCCCAGGCUACCCAUCCUCACCUCUGACGAGCUCUCCAAGAAAGCAUUUGGCCCCCUGCAAAAGAGGAUCAACUCUGGGGCUGACGUGUCGUUUUUCCUGACGUCGAGGGCGUAUAAAGAGUUGAUGGUGUGGAUUAUGCAGUUGAAUCACUCGCUUAUUCCGAGACUGUCGCCCGAUACUGCGAGACCGGUGUGUUUUCCACUGGAACCGGGGAGAAGAGGGUGGAGCGAGCCGGUGAGAAGGUUAAGGGAAAUGUUGAGGGGGUGCGAGGAGUUGAUUUUGGAGGCGCCGCCCGAGGAGAACAAGAACAGAAGGUUUGGGAAUGGGGCUUGUAGGGUCUGGCAUGGGAAAUUGGGGGAGAGGAUUCAGGGGUGGAUUGAUGGGUUGGGUUUGGUGGUAGAUGGGGGGGUGAAGGAGGAGUUGAGGGGGUAUUUCAUGGGUGCUUGGGGGGAUAAAGGACGACUUGACUAUGGAACGGGCCAUGAGCUGAGCUUUUUGGCGUUUCUGGGCGGGUUGUGGAAGGUGGGGUUUUUCGGGGGGGGAGAGGAAAAAGAAGGGGAGAGGGAGAGGGAGGUUGUGAUUGGGGUUGUCGAGAUGUAUUUGGAGGUGGUGAGGAAGUUGAUAACGACUUACACGCUUGAACCGGCGGGAUCGCAUGGGGUGUGGGGGUUGGAUGACCACAGUUUUGUGCCUUAUAUUUUUGGGUCGGCGCAGUUUACGAAACCGAUUUUGGGGAGUAGGACGGAGGCUACGCCGGUGGAGGGGUCAUGUCCGGGGGCGCCGAAGCCGGCGAGUGCGGUUGAUAAACAGACGGUGGAGGAUUACAGGGGGAGUAAUAUGUACUUUGGGGCGAUUGGGUUCAUCUACGAUGUGAAGAGGGGGCCUUUUUGGGAGCAUAGCCCGAUGCUGUUUGAUAUUAGUGGGAUUAAGGAUGGGUGGGGGAAGAUUAAUAAGGGGAUGGUGAAGAUGUAUCGGGCCGAGGUGCUGGGGAAGUUUCCGGUGGUGCAGCAUUUUGGGUUUGGGGGGUUGUGGGCGUGGGAGGUGGACCCGGAGAUGGCCGGGGAGAGGAGUGUGCAUUUGCAGAGUCAGCCGGUGCAAAAUCAAGCACAGAGUUUGGGGCAGGGCGGAGGGGAGGGGGGGACGAAGGCUCCGUGGGCGAGGGGGGCUAUGGGGGGCAUGUCUGGCGGGCAGGUGAGUAUGCCUAGGCCGAUGGAUGGGGGGGUGAUGGCGCCGACGGGGUUUCCGGGGCGGCAACCUGGGAUGGGGACGCCGAGGGGCGGGAUACCGAAUACAGGACCGAUGGAGCAGACAAAUUUUCCCCGGGGAGGGGGGAUGCAUGAUAGGGUUGGGGGGAAUCAGUUUAGUGUCACCAAGGCUCCUUGGGCAAAGGACUGA
Molecule: messenger RNA, 1446 nt
Organism: Podospora bellae-mahoneyi
Lineage: Eukaryota; Fungi; Ascomycota; Sordariomycetes; Sordariales; Podosporaceae
Gene: RRD1
Product: Serine/threonine-protein phosphatase 2A activator 1
Exons: 2
Coding region: 1-1446 (481 amino acids)
Biological process (GO): mitotic spindle organization
Cellular component (GO): protein phosphatase type 2A complex; nucleus; cytoplasm
Molecular function (GO): protein tyrosine phosphatase activator activity; peptidyl-prolyl cis-trans isomerase activity
Source: RefSeq, a predicted model, not a curated record